CUUCGCAUUUGUUGUCUACUUUCUCAAGCCCAGCCACGAAAUUAGUGUUCAAUGUUUUCAUUUCUGCAGACAAACUUCCUAUCAUCUUAAAAAGUCUCUCCAUUCCUUGUUCCUCCAGAACCUCUUACCCACUAUCCUCACUCAAGUCUCUUAAUUGUUUCCCACUAUUAGAUUUCUUCUUUAUACGUGUCUCUGUCUCUGCUUUUCUCUUCUUAGGUCUUACUUACGCUUAGUACAUAUAAUGUUGGACAAGUCAUGGGUCCAUCUCUGCAGAGUUGAUCCUGCUUAUGAGAGAGGUGCUCGGAAAUUUGUACGAGCUGUGACUGAGGCUUUAGGAGACAUUGAUAAGCUAGUUUGUCCAUGCAUCGACUGCCGUAAUAUUGAUCGUCACUCGGGCAGUGAUGUGGUUGAUCAUCUUGUAACAAGAGGAAUGGAUGAGGCAUACAAGCGGCGGAGUGAUUGGUAUCAUCAUGGAGAAGUGAGCUCUGGGGCUGAAGUAGAAAGCAAAGUAAACCACUGGAAUGAGGAGAUAUUUGACUUAUAUAAAGCUGCUGAAUAUUUAGAUGAAGAGUUAGCUAGUAAAGGUGACUUAGGCUGCAAAGUUAAGGGUAAAAUGGGAUGUCCUAUAUGUGGAAAAAACACAGAUAGUAUGUGGCUGAAAUUUAGCAGAAAGCAUGUUUUUAUGUGUCAUAGAAAGGGAUUAGCACCAACACAUAGUUAUCGGGAUAAGAAGGCAUGGUUUGAUGGGAAAGCUGAACAUGGGAGAAAGGCUAGAAUAUUAACUGGUCGUGAAAUUUCCCAAAAUCUGAGAAACUUCAAAAACGAUUUUGGUAAUGCUAAAGAAUCUGGAAGGAAGAGAACAAGGACUGAAUAUCUUGACUCAGGAUCUGAUAUUGAUGAUGAAUCCAGUGAAUCAGAAGAAGAGGAAGAAGUAGCAGUUGACGAGGAAGAAUUAUCAAGAUGGAAGAAAAGAUCCAUUUUGUUCAAGCUGGAGUAUUGGGAGGAUCUCCCGGUGAGGCAUAAUUUGGAUGUAAUGCAUGUAGAGAGAAAUGUGGCUGCAAGCAUUGUCUCUACAUUGUUGCAUUGUGGAAAAUCAAAGGAUGGUCUUAAUGCUCGUAAAGAUUUGCAAGAACUUGGGAUAAGAAAGGAUUUACAUCCUAGUACACAAGGAAAGAGAACUUACCUUCCAGCAGCUCCUUGGUCUUUAUCAAAGAAAGAGAAGAAAAUUUUCUGCAAGCGGCUUUUUGAUUUUAAAGGUCCAGAUGGAUAUUGCUCUAAUAUAUCAAGGGGUGUAUCAUUAGAGGAGUGUAAGAUAACAGGUCUCAAAUCACAUGAUUAUCAUGUAUUGAUGCAACAACUACUCCUAGUUGCACUUAGAGGAUUGUUACCAAAAGGACCUAGGACAGCAAUCUUUCGCUUAUGCGCAUUCUUCAACAUGUUGUGUCAGCGAGUUAUUGACAGGGAGCAAAUUUCAGUAAUGGAAGCUGAAAUAGUUGAAACUCUCUGUAUGUUUGAAAGAUUUUUCCCACCCAGCUUCUUUGAUAUCAUGGUACACUUGACAGUUCAUCUAGGAAGGGAAGCUCGUCUUGGAGGACCAGUCCAUUUUAGAUGGAUGUACCCAUUUGAAAGGUACAUGAAAGUUCUGAAAGACUUUGUUAGAAAUCCUGCAAGACCGGAAGGUUGUAUCGCAGAGUCUUACCUUGCAGAAGAAUGUGUGCAGUUUUGUAGUGAUUUUCUGAAAAAGUCAACUAGUGUAGAAGAAAAACUGGAUAGAAAUACAGAGUAUGAGAAUAUCUCUAUUCUAGAAGACUUCUCCUCGGGUUUCUUUCUCUCGGCUCGGUGUUAUCACUUGAGAAGCGGUUUCAGGAUGAUUGAAGUAAUCGUCUCGGGACAAGGCAAUGAUAAAUGACCUCGGAUGAGUCAGUGGCUUGGAUGCGUAGUUAGUGACCCAAGAUUAAAGGGUGUUGACCGAG
Messenger RNA from Arabidopsis arenosa, 1973 nucleotides. The record is from the annotation of a GenBank genome assembly. Lineage: Eukaryota; Viridiplantae; Streptophyta; Magnoliopsida; Brassicales; Brassicaceae.